Seriola dumerili (greater amberjack) is the source of this 1071-nucleotide messenger RNA. RefSeq names its product gap junction alpha-3 protein-like (gene gja2). Gene Ontology annotation, cellular component: connexin complex. NCBI's taxonomy places the organism in Eukaryota, Metazoa, Chordata, Actinopteri, Carangiformes, Carangidae. The record is from RefSeq and is a predicted model, not a curated record. The transcript has a single exon. Gene Ontology annotation, biological process: cell communication. Bases 1 to 1071 code for a protein of 356 amino acids.
AUGGGGGACUGGAACUUGUUGGGGAAGCUGCUGGAGAGUGCCCAGGAGCACUCUACUGUUGUGGGCAAAGUCUGGCUGACAGUGCUCUUCAUCUUUCGCAUCCUGGUGCUGGGAACUGCAGCUGAGAAGGUGUGGGGUGACGAGCAGUCCGGGUUCACCUGUGAUACUAAGCAGCCUGGUUGUCAGAACGUCUGCUAUGACAAAACCUUCCCCAUUUCUCACAUCCGCUUCUGGGUGAUGCAAAUUAUCUUUGUCUCUACACCAACUCUUAUUUAUUUGGGCCACAUUCUUCAUCUGGUCCGCAUGGAGGAAAAGGAGAAGCAAAAAGAGAAGGACCUCACCAUCCAGAAUGAAAAGCAGCAGCAGUUACUUGGCAACAAGACCAAGAGGGCUCCAGUUAAAGACAACCAGGGCCACGUACGUUUGCAGGGCGCACUGCUGCGAACCUAUGUCUUAAACAUUAUUUUCAAGACCCUGUUUGAAGUCGCCUUUAUUGUAGCUCAGUACUUCCUAUAUGGCUUUGAGCUCAAGCCAAUGUACACCUGUGACCGCUGGCCUUGCCCAAACAUGGUUAACUGCUACAUCUCCCGACCCACUGAGAAGACAGUCUUCAUCCUCUUCAUGCUGGUGGUAGCCUGCAUCUCAUUGCUGCUCAACCUGGUGGAAAUGUACCAUUUAGGUUUCACAAAGUGCCACCAGGGGCUCCGCUACAGACGAUCACAGGCUGCAAGUCAGGCCCCCAAGCACUUAACUGAGGCAGUUAUGCCCUUUGUGCCGAGCUACAACUACUUUGCUGGUCAUCCUGCAGUUCCUGAGCCUUUCCUUACAGACUCAAAGUAUGGUAUGACAGAGCCAAACUCUGCUUACAGCCCCUACAACAGCAAAGUGGUUUAUAAGCAAAACAGAGACAAUAUGGCUGUGGAGAGGAAAGGUAAAUCAGAGGGAGAUGUUGUGAAGGAGAGGUUAACCUCCAGUCCUGUCUUUGAGAUGCCCAUUGAAAAUCAGCGCAGAAACAGUCAGUCAAGCAAGCACAGCAACAACAAGAGUAGACUGGAUGACUUGAAGAUCUAA